UUUCUGCAGAGUAUGGGAGGAAGACACCAAUUUGUUGUCUGACGCUGGGUGGCUGCUUGACCUGGGAUUCUUGGCUGAUGUAACAUGAGAAACUGAAUCAGCUCAAUCUUCAGUUACAAGGUGAGGAUGGCUGACCUUGUGAUUUUGUUCCUCACACUUUUUCCUGGGCUAUGCAUUGCUGAUUUGUCUGGGAAUCUCGCUCUUGGAGCUGCAGCUGUCCAGUCUUCCACAUACGAUUAUUUAGGAGCUGCUCAAAAUGGUAUUGAUGGCAAUAGGCAGUCAAAUUACUUUCUCGGGUCCUGCACGCACACUGCUGGAGGGAGCAAUCCCUGGUGGAGAGUUGACUUGAAGAAAGCGCACAAGAUAACCAGGGUUAGAAUCACUAAUCGAGGAGACUGUUGUGCAGAGAGGUUAAUUGGUGCUCAGAUCCGUAUCGGCAACAGCCUGGCAUAUAAUGGCAACAGCAAUCAGCUGGUUAGAAUUAUUGGAUACAUCCAACCUGGAGGCACACAAACAUUUGAUUUUACGCCUGUUAAGGGGAGAUAUGUCAACAUUUUUCUACCUGGGCUGAAUAAAUACCUUACUCUGUGUGAAGUCGAGGUGUUUGCAGAUUAAGUGCAGCAAGAUUAAGCUACACCUCAGUCAACUCAUCCCUGAAGCAAAAAAAAAA
Carassius auratus (goldfish) is the source of this 670-nucleotide messenger RNA. Its product is annotated as fucolectin-4-like. Bases 127 to 615 code for a protein of 162 amino acids. The record is from RefSeq and is a predicted model, not a curated record. The transcript is spliced from 6 exons. Lineage: Eukaryota; Metazoa; Chordata; Actinopteri; Cypriniformes; Cyprinidae.